AUGGAACGUUAUGUACUAUAUUUUAAUAGAUUUUCUAAAAGAUCUAUGUUUUUCAGGAGGUCUGCUAUAAUUGUACGAUCGUUUAAUUCAAAUAAUAAGGGUACUCUGGAAUCCAGAGACUUAUUGCGAGACAUAAUAUCUAAUCGACAAGCUAAAACUAGUUCUCUGAGGGUGAACGGUGUUAAGAAUAGGAACUUCACGUUAGCUAGAGGUACUAAUCAUAAUGGGCAUUUUACUAAGAGAAAUCCCAAUCCAAAUCACAAUCCAAAUCACAAUAUUAAAAAAAAGAAACGAAUUGUAAUAAAUUGGGAUAGUGGUACAGAACGAGCACAGGAGGCAGCAAACCAUACGAUUAAAGAGGUCUUUAAGUUAAACUCUAAGGGUAAUAUAAGAAUAUUCGAUAAAGAGUCUCAUAAGAUUGAACAAUCAAAUAUUAGAUAUUAUGCGAGGGGUUUAGAUUUGAAUACGUUGGGCAUGUCUAUUGUGGAUAUUGAGACCGUGGAUGGAGAAACGAGAAUACCAUUAAUCAAAAUAGUUGAUUCAAAGACAGCUUUAAAAAGGUAUUCAGAUGAUAUGGCAAAAUUGAAAGAGAAUGAAUUGAUAGAAAAAGGUAUAAUAAGAAAAAGAUUUAGCGACCCUUCAAAGAGUGAAGAUACUUUGAAACAUAUAAAAUUAUCCUGGAAGAUACGAGAAGACGAUUUAUUGAACCAAAAGGCCCAUGAAAUCGAAGGUCUCUUACAAAAGGGGAAUAAAGUUAAUAUAUAUAUUGACGACAAUAACAAUGGGACACCAAAACAUUGGUUGGAUGAUUUUGAAAAACUUUUGAAUCCUGCUGUUGAGGAAGACUCACAAGCACCAGCGAGGAUUCCUAAGAGAGAAUUAAAACAUCGCAAUGAGAUAAUGGAACAAAUCAAAACACUUGUGAAUGAAUUAUCUGUGACGCCUGUGAUAGAAGGGGAUGUUACUUCCAAAGUUAUUAUCCGUCUUUCUCCUAAACCCUCUACCAAACCAAAUGUCGAUAAACAAGAAUUGAAAGAAGAAAGAAGACGUGCAAGACAGGAAAAACUUGAGAAAAGAAUUCAAAAGAAAAAGGAGAGGUUAGGUCAAGAGUGA
This is a messenger RNA of Maudiozyma saulgeensis, 1113 nucleotides long. The record is from the annotation of a GenBank genome assembly. Lineage: Eukaryota; Fungi; Ascomycota; Saccharomycetes; Saccharomycetales; Saccharomycetaceae.